This is a messenger RNA of Cokeromyces recurvatus, 582 nucleotides long. Its product is annotated as 60S ribosomal protein L34-B. Gene Ontology annotation, cellular component: ribosome. The transcript is spliced from 3 exons. Gene Ontology annotation, biological process: translation. The record is from RefSeq and is a predicted model, not a curated record. Bases 253 to 582 code for a protein of 109 amino acids. Gene Ontology annotation, molecular function: structural constituent of ribosome. NCBI's taxonomy places the organism in Eukaryota, Fungi, Mucoromycota, Mucoromycetes, Mucorales, Mucoraceae.
AAUAAAGCGGGGAGAAAGGAAAUACAACGGCAAGUAAAGGGAGCAAAAUGUUGAAUCUUCCCUUUUAUUUUAUUGCUGCAUUUGGGAGGUAAACAAAUAAUCCAUCCAUUUCAUGCAUAGAUGAUAAGCUAACCUAAUCUCAAUUUUAUAUUAAAUGGAUUCCUAUAUAUUUUUCUUUUAACUUUAAUCUCUGCUUCGAUGUUUGAUAUUUGAUUUUUUUUUUGUUUCACUUUAUAAAGAUAAUUAACAGCAAUGGCUCAAAGACUUACAUACAGACGUCGUUGUUCUUACAACACUCGUUCCAACCGUGUUCGUGCUGUCAAGACUCCUGGUGGAAAGCUUGUUUUCCAAUACCAAAAGAAGCCUGUCAAGGCUCCCCGUUGUGGUGACUGCGGUGAAACUCUUGCCGGUAUCAAAGCUCUCCGUCCUCGUGAAUUUGCCACUGUCUCCAAGACUCAAAAGCACGUUAGCCGUGCCUAUGGCGGUUCUCGUUGUGGUCAAUGCGUUAGAAACCGUAUUGUUCGUGCCUUCUUGAUUGAAGAACAAAAGAUUGUCAAGAGAGUUCUCAAGGCCCAAAAAUAA